UCUUAGCUAGGUAGCCAAAUAGGAUGGGAACAUUUGGUCAUCUCUUCUUUACUAUUAUGGCCUUGGCCUUGUUUACAUAUCCCCAAAAAGUAAUAGCCUAUCAAGGUAUGAAUCACACAACAGCAACAAACCUUGUCAAGGGCAUUAUAGGUGCCAUUGUGGAUUACACUUCUCGUAUAGGUAAAGAAGAGAGAGUUGCAAUGGAAAUGGCGAUCGACGAUUUCAACAGCCUCACCAACCAAACACUCACUCUGCGUGUAAUGAACUCUCAAGGAGAAACCUUCCAAGCUGGUCUUGCUGCUAGAGAUCUUAUCGACAAGGAGGGAGUGAAAGCCAUUUUGGGGCCACAGACAUGGGAAGAAACGUCAGCAGUUGCAGAGAUUUGUAGCCAAUAUUCUCAUACAAUUCCACUUCUUUCUCUAGCCGAUGCUGCUCCCGCAUGGGCAACCACGCGCUGGCCGUUCCUGAUUCAAGCCUCACCGAGCCAAGACACACAAAUGAAGGCUGUGGCUGCUGUUGUUCAGUCAUGCAGAUGGCGUAGGGUGGUCUUUAUAUACGAGGACAGUGUUUCUUCUGCCAACGGAUUAGUCCAUCUCUCUGAUGCCCUCCGCGAAGUAGGUGCAGAAAUAGGCCGGUUCCUAGCACUCUCACCUUACAACGACUUGUCUCAAGAGCUUGAGAGGCUUGAAGGAGACCAAUGUCGAGUCUUUUUGGUUCAUUCGUCCUUGCCAAUGGCUAUUCGUGUAUUUGAGACCGCGAAGAAGUUGAAGAUGAUGCAAAAGGAUUAUGUGUGGAUCACUACCGACUCCACAACAAGUCUUGUCCAUUACAUUAACCAUUCUUCCAUUUCCUCCAUGCAAGGGGUUCUAGGCAUCAGGAGGUAUUUCCGGGAUCCCCGGACACAUUUACAUGAUUUCUACCUGAAAUUUCGUAAAAAGUUUGCUUUGGAGCAUCCAGAAGAAGAAAAUCAUGAACCUGGGAUUUUCGCGCUGCAGGCCUAUGAUGCCACUAAAGCAGUGGCUUCAGCAAUUCAGGAAGGAGACAGAGAAGGCCAACAAUUGUUAGAAAAAAUUUCAUCGAGUGACUUCAAAGGCUUAAGUGGUAAUGUCAAAUUUGUUGGGAAAAGAUUAGCUCCAGCAAAAGUGUUUCAGAUUGUGAAUGUGAUCGGAAGGAGUUAUAAAGAACAUGGGUUUUGGACCUUCAAAAAAGGCUUCUCAGAGACCAUUGAUGAAGGGGCUAUCUACAGUGAUUCAAUGGACACACUGGGGAUAGUGAUUUGGCCUGGGGGACCUCGGUAUACACCGAGAGGAUGGACUCUUCGAACCAUUGACAAGCCAUUAAGAAUAGGCGUGCCAAACGGAUCCUUAACCAACCGCUUUGUGAAUGUCCAGUAUCAUCCUUCCACAAAGAAUUACACCAUCAAAGGAUUUUCAAUCGAGGUAUUCAGAAAAACUGUGGAACGAUUACCAUAUUAUUUGCCAUAUGAGCUCAUUACAUGGGGAGGCAAUUACACUUCUCUGGUGGAACAAGUUCAUCUAAAGAACUUCGACGCAGCAGUUGGUGACAUAGCGAUUAUUUCCAAGCGAUACGAAUAUGUAGAAUUCACACAUCCUCAUACCGUAUCAGGAUUGGUGAUGGUAGUCCCGGUUCAGUCACAAUCGAGCAAUAAUACAUGGCUAUUCAUGAAGCCAUUCACAACAAAAAUGUGGAUUCUUACAGCGGUCAUAAAUAUCUACAAUGGCUUCGUUGUAUGGAUGAUAGAGCGGAAUCACUGCCCUGAACUCAAAGGCUCAUCAGUGAAUCAACUAGGAACCUUGCUUUGGUUGGCUUUCAGCGCAUUGUUCCCUGUACAAGGGGAAAGGCUGCAUAGCAAUUUAUCAAGGAUGGCGACGGUGGUGUGGCUGUUUGUGGCACUAAUCAUCACACAGAGCUACACAGCUAGUCUAACCAGCAUGCUCACUGUCCAAAGCCUUCAACCAAAAGUGGCAGAUAUUGGAACACUAAAGAGUAGCAAUGCAUAUAUUGGCUACUCCAAUAAAUCUUUUGUGGUGAGCUACUUGGUGGGCGUCUUAAACUUCAGCAACAACAAUGUCAAGAGUUAUUCAACACCCGAAGGAUACGCACAAGCCCUCAAAUCUGGAGAAAUUGCAGCAGCUUUUCUUGAAGUUCCUGUGGCCAAGUUAUUCAUCGCCAAAUAUUGCAAGAGCUUCAUCAUGGCAGGGCCAACCUACAAAGUCGGAGGAUAUGGAUUUGCAUUUCCGAAGGGAUCCCUUAUGCUUCCUGACAUAGAUGCAGCUCUGCUGAAUGUCUCUGAGAGCGGCGUGCUACGACACUUGGAGGAGAGAUUGGCUGCAGAAGAGAAGUGUGUGGAGGUAGAAUCGGAUAAUAAAACUGCGAGUCUAAGCCCCAACAGCUUUUGGGUACUUUUCGUGUUCACAGGAGGGAUAUCAACAAUUGCUUUAAUCAUCUAUGGGGUUAGAGGGACAUGGUCGACCGGACACUUCAUGCUUAAACAGAAAAGCAUUUGGAUGUUCAUAGUGGUUACAAUGGAAAAGUGGAGGCUUCAGCAGAAUCGCUUCUUCAGAAAAGUUAGUGAUGUUGAGAGUCCUAAAAAUCUCCCAAAUGCAUCAAACACGUGGGUUCAAAUGAGUCAUGUCUAGACAAUAUUCUAGGUUUAAGGACACUGUUUUAAGCACAUCCAUAUAUGUCUUUCUUUUUUGGAUAGUUGGUUUUGUGGUGGAGCUUGUAUAGUUGUUUGCAGUUAGCCCGUUGGGUCUGUUUUUAGG
Messenger RNA from Cornus florida, 2786 nucleotides. RefSeq names its product glutamate receptor 2.9-like. The transcript has 5 exons. The record is from RefSeq and is a predicted model, not a curated record. Bases 24 to 2660 code for a protein of 878 amino acids. Gene Ontology annotation, cellular component: plasma membrane. Gene Ontology annotation, molecular function: ligand-gated monoatomic ion channel activity; signaling receptor activity. NCBI's taxonomy places the organism in Eukaryota, Viridiplantae, Streptophyta, Magnoliopsida, Cornales, Cornaceae.